AUGAUGGUCAAUAACAAACCCGUCCGAAAUCAGACUCCAGCAGUCAAGUCUCCAUCAGCGCUGAUGCUGAUAAUAUGCGUUACCGGGAUAUAUGGCUCGUUCCUCUCCUGGUCAUACCUUCAGGAAAAAAUCUCUUCCAAGAACUACUCGGCAGAAGGCCAAGCCUAUUUCAAAGCACCGCUGAUCAUCAACAGUGUGCAGGCGUUCUUUGCGAUGCUCGUGGGAACAGCGUAUAUGUCUGUUAAAUCUCGGAGAUUUGAGACCCCUGCUCAUUUCCUCCUCCAAGACACAAAAAUGCUACGCAACUUUGUGCUUAUAGCACUGACUCAAGCUGUUUCUUCGCCGGUGGCCUAUCAAUCGCUGAACCACCUGGACUAUCUGUUUUACCUGCUUGCCAAAUCGUGCAAAUUGAUACCUGUUAUGCUGGUCCAUCGACUGCUAUACAACUCCAAAUUCCCCACCUACAAGUAUGUGGUGGCAGGUCUAGUGACUUUUGGCGUCGUGAUAUUUUCCGUCAGUAACAAAACCAAAGCUACCAGCAAUGACGGCCGCAUACUACUUGGGUUCGCGUACCUUUUUGUGUCGCUACUGCUAGAUGGGCUGACAAACUCGACACAGGAUCAACUAUUUUCGAAAUCUCAGUCCAAAAAAAUCACAGGAGCUCAUCUCAUGGCUGGCUUGAAUCUGCUCAAUUCAAUCUUCACAAUCACAUAUACAGCCAUAUUUACGCAUCAAUUAGAAUAUUUUAAGCAGUUCGUGGCCAAUAAUGGGUGGGAAGUGGUGCAGGAUAUUCUACUGUUUGGGUUGCUUGGAUCUCUGGGUCAGAUCUUCAUUUUCUUGACCUUGGAGAACUUUGGCUCUCUGCUACUAGUUACAAUAACGGUGACGCGCAAGAUGUUUUCGAUGUGUCUGAGCGUGUUUCUUUUUGGCCACCAAUUGAACGCGAGCCAGUGGUUUGGCCUAUUGACUGUCUUUGUGGGGAUCUUCCUGGAAUCUUUCUAUAAAAAGUUUGCGCAUCAAAAGAAAAUAGAUUAG
Messenger RNA from Ogataea angusta, 1035 nucleotides. RefSeq lists its product as uncharacterized. Gene Ontology annotation, cellular component: endoplasmic reticulum membrane; Golgi membrane. The transcript has a single exon. NCBI's taxonomy places the organism in Eukaryota, Fungi, Ascomycota, Pichiomycetes, Pichiales, Pichiaceae. The record is from RefSeq and is a predicted model, not a curated record. Gene Ontology annotation, molecular function: UDP-galactose transmembrane transporter activity; UDP-glucose transmembrane transporter activity. Gene Ontology annotation, biological process: UDP-galactose transmembrane transport. The coding region runs from base 1 to 1035 and encodes 344 amino acids.